GGAUCCACGCCACGCCAGAGCGACCCGCCUUGUCGCAGGAGCUCAAGCUGACCAAAUUGCCCCUGCCUCGGUGCCCUUCCUUCUUCGUCUUUCGCCACCCUUCCCUUCCGUUCCGCCUCGACGCCACGCCGCCCUGCAACCCCGACCCUUCCCGAGGCGGAUGUUACUUUCCCCCGUGCCACGUCGCGACGCCCUCACCCUCGUCGACGGCUCGUGAAGCCUCCUCUCUCGGGUCUCGACGCCUCCCACGCCGCAAACGGAGACCUCUCUCCCCAUUCGCCUCCGCUGCUCGGCUCCUCCUCGACGGACGGCGGCCGCUGAGGGACAGCUCACGAGCUCUCUGGCCUGGAGAUGGACAGCCAUAAUUCAUCACAUCCUCAGAUUGUUGAAGUGAAAAUGGACAUCUCACCGUCAGCUUCUGGAGCAGCGGGGAACAAAAUCUGCAGAGGUGCUGCAUGCGAUUUUUCUGACACCAGUAAUGCCUCAAAAGAUGCAAAGGAGAGAUUCGCAUCCAUGAGGAAGCUCAUAAUCGCUGUAAUCCUUUGCAUUAUAUUCAUGACGGUGGAGGUGGUUGGAGGCAUCAAAGCAAAUAGUCUUGCAAUCUUAACUGAUGCAGCCCAUCUCCUUUCAGAUGUAGCAGCAUUUGCCAUAUCACUGUUCUCUCUUUGGGCGGUUGGAUGGGAAGCAACACCACAGCAAUCAUACGGGUUCUUUCGUAUAGAAAUUCUAGGUGCAUUGGUUUCCAUUCAGCUUAUAUGUCUCCUUGCUGGCAUACUCGUAUAUGAGGCUGUUGUGAGGCUCAUUAAUGACAGUGGCGAGGUGCAAGGUUCUCUCAUGUUUGCUGUGUCAGCUUUUGGAUUGUUUGUCAACAUCAUAAUGGCUGUAUUGCUUGGUCAUGACCAUGGUCAUGGCCAUGGACAUUCACAUGAUCAUAGCCAUGGUGAUUCAGAUGAUGACCAUUCCCACCAUGAACAAGAGCAGGGCGAUGUACAUCGCCACGAGCUCAGCCAUGGCAGUUCUAUUACCGUCACAACUCAUCACCACCACCAUUCCGGCACUGGACAACAUCACGAUGCUGAGGAACCACUGCUUAAGCAUGAAGCUGACUGUGAGAGUACCCAAUCUGGUGCCAAAGCUGCUAAGAAGCCUCGACGCAAUAUCAACGUACACAGUGCUUAUCUGCAUGUGCUUGGAGACUCUAUCCAGAGCAUCGGAGUUAUGAUCGGAGGGGCUAUCAUCUGGUACAAGCCCGAGUGGAAGAUCAUUGAUCUCAUCUGCACCCUGAUAUUCUCUGUGAUUGUACUGUUCACCACAAUCAGGAUGCUGCGGAAUAUACUUGAAGUUCUGAUGGAGAGCACGCCACGCGAGAUCGAUGCCACCAGGCUUGAGAGGGGGCUCUGUGAGAUGGAAGGUGUGGUUGCUGUCCACGAGCUGCAUAUCUGGGCCAUCACAGUGGGGAAGGUGCUCCUGGCGUGCCAUGUGACGAUCACGCAGGACGCAGAGGCUGAUCAGAUACUUGACAAGGUCAUUGGGUACAUCAAGACGGAGUACAACAUCAGCCAUGUGACCAUUCAGAUCGAGCGCCAGUAGGCUUAUCUUGGGCAGUUAGGGGAUAAAUAGCGUCACUGGUUAUCCUUUCCAUGUGGUUGUUCCUAGGAUUUUGCACCUGGGAAGGCUUCAGCCAGUCAUCAGAGCUUGACUAGGCUUGCAAGUUCAUCUGGAUGCUAGCUUUGAUGCUGAAUAAUAUCGUCUGCUUAUCAUUAUUAGUCUAUUAGGUGAAUGAAUUAUUCGGGUGAAGUAGUCAUCAGUCUGUAUUCACAUGGAUGCGAUUUUUGGACACGUUGGCGCCUUGUGGGUUCAUGGAACUGCAUCUGUGGUUUAGCCCCCUGUGUCAUCACUUUUAUGUAAGAUAUGUUUCUGGUAUAGAAGAUAUGAAGCUCCUGCUUGGUCUA
This is a messenger RNA of Phragmites australis (common reed), 1952 nucleotides long. RefSeq names its product metal tolerance protein 1-like. The record is from RefSeq and is a predicted model, not a curated record. NCBI's taxonomy places the organism in Eukaryota, Viridiplantae, Streptophyta, Magnoliopsida, Poales, Poaceae. The transcript has 2 exons. The coding region runs from base 352 to 1590 and encodes 412 amino acids. Gene Ontology annotation, molecular function: zinc ion transmembrane transporter activity. Gene Ontology annotation, biological process: zinc ion transmembrane transport. Gene Ontology annotation, cellular component: plasma membrane; vacuole.